UUUUCCGCCUCCUCCGUCAGGCGGUGACAUGGCGCGGCUGUCUGUGCCCAGCUCGCAGAAGGCCCUGCUGCUGGAGCUCAAAGGGCUUCAGGAGGAGCCCGUGGAGGGCUUCCGAGUCAGCCUGGUGGACGAGGGGGACCUCUACAACUGGGAGGUGGCCAUCUUCGGGCCUCCCAAUACGCAUUACGAGGGUGGCUAUUUCAAGGCCCGGCUCAGAUUUCCCAUUGAUUACCCUUAUUCGCCGCCUGCCUUCCGGUUCCUGACCAAAAUGUGGCAUCCCAACAUAUAUGAGACAGGAGAUGUUUGCAUUUCAAUUCUACAUCCUCCAGUGGAUGACCCACAGAGCGGAGAGUUACCCUCAGAAAGGUGGAACCCAACGCAGAAUGUAAGAACAAUCCUCCUUAGCGUGAUCUCGCUCCUCAACGAACCAAACACGUUUUCUCCGGCCAACGUUGACGCUUCGGUGAUGUACAGAAAGUGGAAAGAAAGCAAAGGGAAAGAUCAAGAAUACACGGACAUCAUCAGGAAACAAGUCCUGGGAACCAAGGUGGACGCCGAGAGGGACGGCGUCAAAGUCCCCACCACGUUAGCGGAGUAUUGCGUCAAGACCAAGACGCCCGCCCCGGACGAAGGCUCCGACCUGUUCUACGACGACUACUACGAAGACGACGAAAUGGACGACGAGGUGGAAAGCUGCUACGGGGACGAGGACGACUCCGGCAACGAGGAGUCUUGA
Protobothrops mucrosquamatus (brown spotted pit viper) is the source of this 736-nucleotide messenger RNA. Its product is annotated as ubiquitin-conjugating enzyme E2 R1. Gene Ontology annotation, molecular function: ubiquitin conjugating enzyme activity. Gene Ontology annotation, biological process: protein polyubiquitination; ubiquitin-dependent protein catabolic process. Lineage: Eukaryota; Metazoa; Chordata; Lepidosauria; Squamata; Viperidae. The record is from RefSeq and is a predicted model, not a curated record. The transcript is spliced from 5 exons. Bases 29 to 736 code for a protein of 235 amino acids.